CUAUUUUCACUAAAAUGUUGUGUGGGAAAAAACUCUCGUACAAAAAAAUUGUGGCCCAAGGUAUUCUCUGUUCUCUGGGCCUUUUCUGCUUCUGCGAAUAUCUAAUAUAUUACGUGGUGUUAAUGCAGUGUCGAUGGCCUAAUUUGGAUCCUCGUAAAGCUGAUCCUGCUAUUACAGUAACAACUCCAGAAGAAAAGCCUGUUCAAGCAAUGUUCAUAGCUGACACACAUUUAUUGGGUCCUCGGAAAGGCCAUUGGCUAGAUAAGCUCAAAAGAGAAUGGCAAAUGUACAGAGCUUUCCAAACUGCUAUAACCCUCCACAAUCCUGAUGUUGUCUUCUUCCUGGGUGACAUUUUUGAUGAGGGCUCAUGGUGCGGAUCUAUGGAAUUUGAUAAUUAUGUCAAAAGAUUUCAUUCGAUGUUCUCUGUACCUGAAAACACCCGACUCUAUGUCGUUGCUGGAAAUCAUGACAUGGGUUUCCAUUAUGUUAUCACACCGUAUUUGAAUCAGCGAUUCGUGAAUGGAAUGAAAGCUCCCAAUGUUAGAAGAGUCACGAUAAGAGGAAAUCAUUUUGUUCUCUUGAAUAGUAUGGCUCUCGAAGGUGAUGGUUGUUUUCUCUGCCGAUCUACUGAGAUCGGAGUGAACAGGAUCGCCAAACAACUGAAAUGUGCUCAAGGGAUCGGAGGCCAUUGUACAGCCGAAAAUCCCAUAAGACACUACAGCAGACCCAUCAUUCUUCAGCAUUAUCCAAUGUAUCGCGAAUCCGAUGCGAUAUGUAACGAAGUGGAUGAAGCUCCGGCAGAAAUAAAAGACGUGAAAUUCCGUGAACAUUGGGAAUGUCUUUCGAAAGAGGCAUCGGAACAGCUUUUCGAGAUUUUGAAUCCACGCCUCGUGGUGGACGGUCACACGCAUCAUGGAUGUCGCAAGGUUCACGGCGAUGACAUUUUGGAAAUAACGAUACCUUCGUUCAGUUGGAGAAACAAAGAUAAUCCAUCUUUUCUGAUGGCCGUUUUUACUCCAAACAAUUACGCUUACUCGAAGUGUUACAUGCCCGUGGAAUCAACGGUACAUCAACUGUACGUCAUCGGGAUUAUUUGCAUUGUUAUCUUUCUCACAUACAAAAUCAGACAACAGAGAAGACGUCAUUGUUUCUUCAAGGUUCAUUGAUCUUGCCUGCUCUUAGAAAAUAUCUUAUAAACUCGAUCGUAGUGUACGAGUUAGAUCACACUUUGAAAUUUAGAUAGCUAACUUGAAAGUUUUCUCCCAUUUUUGUUUUUUGUAUACAACACUUUUCCGAUACGCCUUUUUUAUGUCAAAAUGAGAAAAAUUGUUUCUUGCCCCAAAAGAAUACUUUUUUUUAUUAAUAUUAGAUCAUUCACAAGAGUCUGAACAAUACUUGCCUUUAUUGUUACAAAUUGAAAACUUGUGCGGAAGAAAUUGAGAGUCUCUACUUUUUAUAGACUGGUCAAUUCCUUUUUUUAUUUUUUGAACGCAAUUCUGUUCUUUUUUGUUUCGUGUAGCUCAAUGACGUGCCUCGAUUAUUUCGAUGAUCAUAGAAUUACAAUUAAUGCACAAAACGCUUAUACAUAAUUAUAUAUUUCUCUCGUACUCUGAAAGUACAUUAUUUACAAAUUUUAUCAGCUUUUUGUAUAGUCGAAUAAAAGAAAAUAUUUUUUCGUA
Messenger RNA from Venturia canescens, 1679 nucleotides. It is a transcript of the gene PGAP5, whose product is annotated as Per1-like protein PGAP5. NCBI's taxonomy places the organism in Eukaryota, Metazoa, Arthropoda, Insecta, Hymenoptera, Ichneumonidae. The transcript is spliced from 8 exons. The record is from RefSeq and is a predicted model, not a curated record. Gene Ontology annotation, biological process: GPI anchor biosynthetic process. Bases 15 to 1166 code for a protein of 383 amino acids. Gene Ontology annotation, molecular function: hydrolase activity.